This is a messenger RNA of Austrofundulus limnaeus, 1716 nucleotides long. It is a transcript of the gene s1pr1, whose product is annotated as sphingosine-1-phosphate receptor 1. Gene Ontology annotation, biological process: G protein-coupled receptor signaling pathway. The record is from RefSeq and is a predicted model, not a curated record. NCBI's taxonomy places the organism in Eukaryota, Metazoa, Chordata, Actinopteri, Cyprinodontiformes, Rivulidae. Gene Ontology annotation, molecular function: sphingosine-1-phosphate receptor activity. Bases 312 to 1421 code for a protein of 369 amino acids. Gene Ontology annotation, cellular component: membrane. The transcript is spliced from 2 exons.
CCAUUUAUAUAUUUCUGUUUUUACUUCUAAUCAUGUCAGUUUCAGUUCUACAUAAGAAAAAAUAAAUAAUCUGAUGUUCUGAGGACUUUGGGACAAAGAUGGGUUUUUGUGGUGAAAGCUGACUYGGCAGCCAUGUUGGAUUUAAAGAUGAGACCUUUGGUCAUUAAAAGAUGACGUUUUCUUCAUCGUGACCAUGUCCCCCUCCAGCACCAGGACUCCCCCCGCUCCUCACCAGGAGGACCACCUGACACGAAGGACUGAAGUCUGAAGACGCAGCGCCCCCUGCUGGACCCCCCGCCCCGCCGCAGGCCAUGGCCGAGCCCAGCUACUCCGACCUCAUYGCCAAACACUACAACUACACCGGCAAGUUCCGCAGGACCACCCAGCAGGACUCGGGUCUGAAGGCGGACUCGGUGGUCUUCAUCAUCGUGUGCUGCUUCAUCAUCCUGGAGAACGUCCUGGUCCUGACCACCAUCUGGAGGACCAAGAAGUUCCACAAGCCCAUGUACUACUUCAUCGGGAACCUGGCGCUGUCCGACCUGCUGGCGGGCGUGGUCUACACGGCCAACAUCCUGCUGUCGGGCGCCAACACCUACCGGCUCACGCCCACCCAGUGGUUCUUCCGGGAGGGCAGCAUGUUCGUGGCGCUGGCGGCGUCCGUCUUCAGCCUGCUGGCCAUCGCCAUCGAGCGCCACCUGACCAUGCUGAAGAUGAAGCUGCACAACAGCGGGAACACGUGCCGCGUCUUCCUGCUGAUCAGCGCCGUGUGGAUGGUGGCAGCGGCGCUGGGCGGGCUGCCGGUCAUGGGCUGGAACUGCAUCCAGAGCCUGCCGCGCUGCUCCACCGUGCUGCCGCUCUACCACAAGACCUACAUCCUGUUCUGCACCAGCGUCUUCUGCAUCAUCCUCCUCGCCAUCGUGGCGCUCUACGCCCGCAUCUACGCGCUGGUGCGCACGCGCAGCCGCAAGCUCGUCCUGCGCAAGGCCACCAACGGCGGCGGCGGCCGGAGCUCAGAGAAGUCCCUGGCCCUGCUGAAGACGGUCAUCAUCGUCCUGAGCUGCUUCAUCGCCUGCUGGGCGCCGCUCUUCGUGCUGCUGCUGCUGGAYGCCGCCUGCGAGACGCUGGCCUGCCCCGUCCUCUACAAGGCCGAGUGGUUCCUGGCGCUGGCCGUCCUCAACUCGGCCAUGAACCCGCUCAUCUACACGCUGACCAGCAACGAGAUGCGCCACGCCUUCCUCAAGACGCUGCUGUGCUGCGCCUCCGGCCUGCGGCCCCGGCCCAAGCUGGCCGGGCCCGCCGCGGUGGGGGCGGAGUUYAGCCGCAGCAAGUCGGAUAACUCCUCCCACCCCAACAGGGAGGAGGCGGAGUCUCCGAGGGAGACCACGGUGGCGUCCUCUGGGAACACCGCCUCCUCGUCCUAAUGAGGACCUUCCUCGGGUCAGAACUCGAACAGAGACUUCCGUGGAACUGGACCCGGAUGUUUCCUGCUCCAUGGGUUGGUCCGGUUCUGUCUCCGCCAGAACCGGGUCUGGCCACGUGGGUCCUCAGAGAACUGGACACUUCCUGAUGAAACAGGAAGCAGAACUUUUUACUGAGCCUGGUAGAAGAAUCGGACCCUAAACUCACCGUCUAAGAACAGCUAGAACCUGUAGAACUUAAACCGCCCCAUAUUUAAAGAAACACCAGUUAAUAAAAAAUAAACAGAAAUGCAUCAAA